Messenger RNA from Drosophila mojavensis, 516 nucleotides. RefSeq lists its product as uncharacterized. The transcript is spliced from 3 exons. Lineage: Eukaryota; Metazoa; Arthropoda; Insecta; Diptera; Drosophilidae. The record is from RefSeq and is a predicted model, not a curated record. The coding region runs from base 1 to 516 and encodes 171 amino acids.
AUGGAAUGGCGGCAGAAAGCACUGGAAUACAGGCCUUUCCAGUCUGGUGCUUCUAUUAAAAUGACAAAUGCAGUCUGCAAUUCUUAUAACAAAUCCUGGGUGGUCAUAACUCAAUGCCGAUUGAAGGCCCUGCAACGGAACAAAACGAUCCUCAAUGUUGAUAUGGAUUUUAUUCAUCCGGUUAAUGACAUCGACGUGCGGAUUCAAAUUUUAAGAAAGGGAAACGGUUACAAGCCUUGGCUUUUCGAUAUUUCAUUUGAUGGCUGCAAGUUUAUGCGGAGGCCCAAUAAUCCCGCUGUUAAAACAAUUUUUUCAAUCUUUAAAGAGUAUACGACAAUCAAUCAUACAUGUCCAUAUGAUGGUCAUCAGGGAAUCAACAAAUUUUAUCCAAACAUCGAUAACUUUCCCAUCCCAUUUCCAACUGGUGACUAUUUAUUUAUUUUCGCCUUUGACUUUUUAAAGAAACGAACUUUUGAUGUUAACGUCUACUUUUCCUAUGUAGAAGACAUUUUAUAA